GGUCUGAGAGGCAGGACACUUGCCCUGGUAGCAGGAGGAACAGCCUGCUGCACUGAAACCAGAGGACAGCAGUUGGUGCUGGGCUUCUGUGACUGUCCCCUCUCUGCAGGAAAGACACUGCUCCAAACCUGAGCUUUCAGGGUGUGUGCGCGGCUGAGCCCCUGAGCUCCCAACACUUGGCGGCCCUGAAGAGACGGACUGAGCUCAGCAAACCUCUCCCAGCAUCAGCUCCAAUCCUGCCUGGACCCUUGCAGUGUUGCUCCCUCAAGUGCCAUGUUCAAGCUCAGCAAGAGAGGACGGAAGAAGGUGAGAGAUAAGAAAAACACCUGCAGUAACAGCACGUCUCACACUGAGAACUUGCCUCCAGGUUAUGAAGACACCACGAGUGGCCCAAAGGAGAAGAAGCUGAGGCUCAUCCUGGCAGGGAGGACAGGGGUGGGGAAGAGCGCCACUGGGAACAGCAUCCUGGGCCGGAGGUGCUUCGUCUCCAGGCUCGAGGCCACCUCAGUGACCAGAACAUGCGAGGUGCAGAGCUGCAAGUGGGAUGACUGGCACGUGGAAGUCAUGGACACCCCGGACAUUUUCAGCUCUCAAGUCCCCAAAACAGACCCAGGAUUCCAUGAGCGGACGAGCUGCUACCUGCUGUCGGCACCCGGGCCCCAUGCGCUGGUCCUGGUGACUCAGCUGGGCCGCUUCACCAUGCAGGACCAGCAGGCCCUGACAGCACUCAAGGACUUGUUCGGGGACCAUGUGACAGCGCGCACCAUUGUACUGUUCACCCACAAGGAGGACCUGGCAGGGGUCUCACUGCAGGAGUUCGUGCGUGACACAGACAACGGCGCACUGAGGAGGCUGGUGGACGAGUGCGGGGGCCGCGUGUGUGCCUUCAACAACCGGGCGGUGGGCUCAGAGCAGGAAGCCCAGGUGCGGGAGCUGCUGAGCCUGGUGGACCGCCUAGUAUGGGACCACUCUGGUGUCCCCUUCACCAACGACGUGUACCACCUGGUGCAGACGCUGGCCAGGGUGGGUCCGGAGGAGCAGAGACGCAGGGUGGCCAAGAAACUGAAGCACCGCCAGCGGGGCUGGAAGAGAUGGUGGUUCAGGUCAGGAUCGCAGGCAAAGAAGAUGAUCCGGGCCCUGCUGCUGGGUGCCCUGGUCAUGCUCUGGCUGCUGCUCACCAGACACUGGCCUGAUGCCCAGGUGGGACCUGAGUGACAGGCUGUAACAGGACAUUGUUCCACCAGCUGACAGUCAUACUCAAUUCUGGUAUUUGUGCCUCCAGGGUCCCCAGGCUUUUCUGUGUCCCUCAACUGGCAGUAAUCUACCAACAACAAAGUCCUACCAGGGCCCAUUGCCCUCCUCCCCGCAAAACCUGUCCCUGUGACCUGACCCUCUCUGAGCUCUUUUCUUACUUAAGCUAAACAACUGUUGCUUUUGCCUCUUUUCCACUGACCUCAGGCUGUGUCCUCUGUCACUGAAUCAGCCCCUGUCUCCCCACUGGACCAGGGUCAGGCCCCACCCAAACCCUCAGUCCAUUCCCACUGGUUUCAGUUGACCAUGAAAUGAGUGAAUAAAUGCACUGGAUGUUCA
This is a messenger RNA of Artibeus jamaicensis (Jamaican fruit-eating bat), 1590 nucleotides long. Its product is annotated as GTPase IMAP family member 1. The record is from RefSeq and is a predicted model, not a curated record. Gene Ontology annotation, molecular function: GTP binding. Gene Ontology annotation, cellular component: endoplasmic reticulum. NCBI's taxonomy places the organism in Eukaryota, Metazoa, Chordata, Mammalia, Chiroptera, Phyllostomidae.